Messenger RNA from Giardia duodenalis, 7221 nucleotides. Its product is annotated as Dynein heavy chain. Gene Ontology annotation, molecular function: ATP binding. Bases 1 to 7221 code for a protein of 2406 amino acids. Lineage: Eukaryota; Fornicata; Diplomonadida; Hexamitidae. The transcript has a single exon. The record is from RefSeq and is a predicted model, not a curated record.
AUGCCACCACGCGAGGAUGACGACAGUUUCUCCGAUCCACGCCUUGACUGGCUUAAGGUUCGGCUCCAGGCAUCGCUAAAAAUCAAGGAGGAUAGGUGGCGGAAGCUCAUGGGCGAAGAGUAUGCAAUACAGAUUGCCUUGGCCUUCUUCGAAACAGAUGAUUUCCCCCGGAUCUUCUUUUACGCCAAUUCUCGCGAUGACCUUUGCAUUACUCACCUGGCUCCUCGAUCCUUCAAGAAGAAAGCGAUUUACUUCAUGCGCUCGGCAGCUGCCACGCGCAUCGACAAAACCAAUAUAGGAGAAUUUGUCUUCUACGGAGACCUAACUCCAAACAUUAUUUCCCAUCUGCGAACAUCUUUUGACUAUAUAUACCUUCCUCUGCUUAAGGCACCGAGCUACACAAAGAAUUGGCCGUCUGUCCUCGUCACCGACGUUAUGCGUCACUCUGAUCGCUUUGCGCAAAAGACCUGCACCAUGGAGGGAAAAACCCAGGGGAAGUGCCUCCUUCCCAUGAGCUCCGACAUAGAUAUGAUUUACGAGUUCCUCUGUAAGGCCGAGACGGCGCCCCUCCAGACUGCUGCAUCUCAUGGCAUUUCCUUGGCCCUUCAGCAGCGCGUGCAUGAGCUCGAUGUUGUAGAGGAGCCGAAGAAAAUUGUAAAGCACGACGCGGUGGCCAUCUUUUCGCGGCUAUCCAAGGACCAGAAGGACAAGCUUCACGAUCUUGAGUCUAUGAUUCUGGAUUGGGUGCGGCAAAUCCGCACUGUUCUGUCGUCUUCCCCUGACGAUAUACUAACAGCAAAGAGUCAGCAUCACCUUCCCAACGUGGAAGUAGACUUUUGGAACCAGAAAGCUGAGAAUCUUCGUGCCAUCCUGGAGCAGCUCCAAGGUCCUCGGGCCAUGAAGGCGCUCAACAUACUCCGCAUGACCGAGUCCUCUUACUUUACGGCCCUCACACAAAUCGAACGCGAUGUAAUUGCCCAGUUGGCGGAGGUUUCCUGUAAUGCAAGCUUCCUUCUUCCUCUUAAGCCUCUUUUUGGCGCACUCAGUGAGCAAAUGGACCCCGUAGAAACGGUGGGCUAUCUGCAGGGGAUCUUCAAGGCUCUCGAGCUUGUCUGGAUGCAUGCUCCGUUCUAUAAAGAGCAGGCAAGGUUUGUUUUUCUAUUCCGCAGCCUCUGCAACGCCAUGAUUGCCCAAAUAAAGACACUGAUUGACUACGAGAACAUUCUCAAGGCAGAUCCUAACGACGGGAUCCUAUCGCUGGAGGCGGCGAUGCGCCUUUCAGAAGACUUCCUGAACAUAUAUAAGAGGACCUAUGAUAUUGUAGCAACGCGUGUGAACGGCUUGAAUAGUGCAGGCCACAGCCCUGUCCAAGACGAUGCAAAGCGUGCUGAGGUCUUGGCGAGGCUAAUCGAGCAGCAAAAGGGAGAGAUAGAGGCUGCUCGUUUCAAGCAGCAGAAAGAAGAAGAGGAGGCAGCAGCAGCACCGGAAGGCGACACGGGCACUGACGCUGAAGAUGCACCGGGAGUUGAUGUCAAGAAGGAGACCGAGAAAGCUGCCUCAAGCGAACCAGCCAAGGACGCUAAGGUGCAACAAGGACAGCCCUCUAGCCGAGAGCAAUACGAGUACAACAAGGGAUACUGGCCGGAAACAAAUCAGAUCUUCCGUCGCCUAGAAGCCUUUCUUGAGCGCAUCAAGGAGCUCCACCGUCUCCUCACGAUCAUCACGUCUCUUCACAGACUGGAGAGACUGGAGAUAGGCGGGGACCAAGGGGCCCAGUUGUCCAGUCAGAUCAAUCAGAUAUACACCAUGUUCCUCAACAAGAUCACUAUCUUUCAGGAUAGCACAUACGACCCCACAGACCUCGAUCCGGAUAACCGCUUUGAAACAGACUUUGGAAAGUUCAUGAUGCACUACGCGUCGUGGGAGAAGCGUCUCCAGGCCAUCAUGGAUGCUGGCUUCGAGACCUGCUCGUCUUUAGAGGGCAAGCUGAGUUUGAUUGAUAGCUUCUCAGGCAUCCUACCUGAUCAAGUCAUUCGCUUGAUUGUGGACAGGAAGUUUGGCCAUCUCUUGGAAGAGUUCUCUAUUGAAAUACAGAAUGUCUAUACCUUAUUUGAGGCUGAGUCUGAAAAUCCGGCUAUCCCUGAAGGCAUGCCGGCUUUGUCCGGUCGGAUUAUGUGGAGCCGCAUUCUUCUAAACAGAGUCAGGGUUCCAUUUACACGGUUUGAGGUGCUCAACGAUGCUCUGAUUCAACUGCGUACAAGUAGUGGAGGGAAGGAGGACACGCGCUUCUCGCUGAUAGCCGAAAAGUACCGCCAAUUCCAGAACAAGCUCGUCGAAUAUCAGGAUACGAUUCACCGCAACUGGUGCAAUUCGAUUGCAUCUGUCAGCGAUAAGAAGCUAAAGGAAACUCUCCUGGGCCACUCUUCUGCAGAUAACCUUCCGCCCGGCACAAACCCUCUUGACAUACCGUCAACUCUCAUGGUUAACUUUGACCCCACUCUUGACUCUUUGUUGAAGGAGUGCAAGUAUUUCAAGAUGCUUGGACUAGAUAUUCCCAAAAGCUCGGAAAAGAUCUAUGACAGGGCAGAGUUGUUCAGGGAGUACCGUACAAGCUUGGAUGCAAUUGUCAACAAGUACAACUAUUGUCAAAGGGAGCUUUACACGGUGGAGCGACCCAUGUUCUAUCGCGAUCUUGAGGCCAUCGAGGAAAUCCUCAAGCAUGGAUAUGAGGCUUUUACGUGGGACAAUGACGAAACGAAGGUAAAGAAGUUCAUUUCGGAGGCGACACAGGCGAUGAAGAAACUCUAUGACAAGGUCGUAAAUCUCAAGGAGAACCAGGGCAAGAUUGAGCAACUACUCCGUGACUGGGCUAGUGUGUCACUUCUGGAAAAGCCUCUCAAGGGCACGCUUCCGAUCAACGCCUGUCUGGAACAGAUAGAGACGCGCGCAAAGACCGUCGUUGGCGGCGAAAGCGUGCGCAUUGCUGAGUGCAUUGCAGAUAGCAAGUACGUCGUUUUUGGUCUCAAAGACUUUGACAAAGAGCGCGAGGUUGCCAAUGGCCUAGAGGAGGAAGAGGUCACUGCUGCAGAGGGUGAUGACGCCCCGGAUGAUGCCGCGGAGCAGGGAGACGCAGAGCAGCGAGCACUAGAGGCAGAUGCUGCCGCACUUCAAAGGGCUGCUGCAGAAAAGGCCGCCGCAGAAGCAGCGGAGCUUGAGCGUGCAAGGAUGAUGACAAAGGCGAUUGCUAGUAAUCCAGAGCUGCUGAAGCACUGGGAGAAUUACCUUGUCUGGCUCGCUGAGUUUAUUCAGACAGGAAUCCUACAGAUUGUUUUGAGCAACGUGGCUCGUAUUCAGUUCUGGAUGGACGACGCCGAGACGGCAGAGCACAACGACAACUCUACACAGUCGGACAAAAUUAAUGAAAACGCCCUUCCGUUGAUUGAAGUAUCUAUGGUUCUCUAUCCCCCGGAGCUUCUCUUUGAGCCGAUGCUCGCAGCCGCGAGACCCCUGUCGACCAAGGGCGGAGAAUCUCAUGGUGCUGUUUCCAUGCGCACGCAGUCGCUAGAGGCGAUCAUCAUGUCUUGGCUUGAUGCCUUUGUGGGCAUCUCGGCCCUUAUACCCAACCCUACUGCGACGAUCACUGAUGAAGUGUUGGCGUCGGCCUGUGAGUUUCGUGAUUAUGGACUAAACAUUCAGCGCACAAAGGAGUACACAGAUGCUCGAGAGCGACUUCGGGCACGUAUUUCGCGCAGGUGCAAGGUUGCCACCAGCCAGGCGGAAGUCUUAACCAAGUAUAGGGAUAUUUACGUGCAAGACUAUAACACAUAUCUAGUUCGUUAUCUAGAGUAUGGGCCAAACGUUAGCUUUACAGGUGAUGUGGAUGUGGAAUCAGGACCUCAGACGCAGAAGAUUGUCCGCACCAUAAUGAAGAAGCAGCGACAGCAAGCUGAACAGGAAGACGACGGUGACGAGCAAAAGAAGCCCAGGGCCCAAGAUUCUGGAGCCGGAGCGACGUUCGAGACUGUCGAGGUUGAGCUGCCAUACUAUCGUGUUCCUAAUCUCGAUGAUUUCAAUGAUACUAUCAAUCGCUACAAGGCUCUCAGCGAAGAGGUAGGGGCGCAGGUCCCCAUUUCUGCACGCUUUGGCUGGCUUGUCAUCAACCUUAAGCCAGCCAAGCAGACGCUGAUCACCAAUAUCGGGAAGUGGACCAAUAAGUUUACAAAGCAUCUUGUAGAUACAAAUGUCGAAAAGCUCCACAAUCUCAGCAGCUUUAUCACCGAGGCAAACUCCGUUUUGGCAAUUGACGUAGGUGCUGAUGACUACGACAACUUAGUCCAGGCCAUGCGCAUUAUGGCGGGGAUUAAAGAGCGCUCCGAGGCUGCCAUUACGAUGUGGGAGCCCAUGAACAACACAGUCCAAAUGCUUGCGCAGCAUGGUGUCACGAUGCCACCUGAGGCCCUCAAGCUCAUCGAAGAGCUGCCCGAUGAGUGGAAGGCAGUGGUCUCUAAGUCGUAUGGGGCGAAGGAUAAGCUAACCCCGUUGCAGGCAGCGGAGACAGGAAAGACGCUCAAGGUUCUUCAGGACUUCAACGAGGAGCUCAUGGCCUUUCGCGAAGAGUUCCGUCAGAAGGGCCCUUUCAUGUUUUCUGUGGGGUCUGCUAGGGCGUAUGAGCUCUUAGAUGAGUAUAAGCAGCGGGUCAAUACUUACUACACAAGAGGCGCCGUAAUCCACGAACGCCAGAUUCUUUUCAACGUGAAUCUCUCGGCGGGAAACAAGCCAGAGGAGUUUGGAAUGUUAAUAUCCACCGAUAAAGAGCUUCUUCUUCUAAAGAGCGUCUGGGAUGUUGUCGACCUUGUCUUUAGCCAGAUCGAGGCGUGGAAGUCGACCCUGUUCACAGACAUCAAUACAGACUACAUGGAGGAUACAAUUAAGAAGUUCUCGAAGGAGAUCCGUAAUGUGGAUAGGGGCGCCCGUGCCUUCGAUGUCUAUACGGGACUGGACAGCAACGUUAAAAACUUCCUGAAGACUCUUCCACUCGUCAGCUCUCUACGUUCUCCGGCAAUGCGUGAACGCCACUGGCAACAGUUGGCCUCGACAACGGGUGUGUCGAUUAAGAUCGACAGUACAUUCAAGCUAGAGAACCUCAUCUCCUUAAAUCUACACAACUAUGCGGAGGAUGUAGAUAGCAUUGUUGCUAAAGCCGAAAAAGAGCUCCAGAUGGAAACCCAACUUGCAACUCUUGAAAACAACUGGAAGGACCUAUGCUUCCAAUAUAUGAAGUACGGAGAUCCCACACAGGAGAAGCUAACGCCCGAUCAGAUCAAGGAGAUUACUGCAGACAACGCAGCCGGGAAGAAGGAGACUCUUUUCCUGGUCUGUGUCCCAGAUGAGCUUGUGGAGACCCUCGAGGAUAAUCAGUUGAUGGUCCAGAACAUGAUCAACAAUAAGUAUGUUCAAUUCUUCCUCGAAAAGAUCACAGAUUGGCAGCAUGACCUAGCGGCAGUCGACACAAUCAUCACUCUCUGGCUUGGAGUCCAGCAAACAUGGGGAUACCUGGAGCCUAUCUUCAUUGGUUCAGAGGACAUACGGUCUCAGCUUCCCGAGGACUCCAAGCGCUUCGAGGACAUUAAUUAUAAUUGGAAGAAGAUGAUGGAGAAAAUGGUUCACACCUCGCAGGCAAUUCAGGCUAGCAAGACAAAGGGCUUCCAGCGUCAACUCGAGAAUCUUCAAGCAGAACUUGCCAAGUGUGAAAAGGCCCUUGCAGAUUACUUGGACGCUAAGCGCCGCCAGUUCCCGCGGUUCUACUUUGUUUCCUCGACGGAUCUCCUUGAUAUUCUCAGCAAGGGGCAGCAGCCGAAGCUAGUGCAGAAGCAUUUGAGUAAGAUCUUUGACAACAUCCAUAAGCUCAAAUGGACGUCCGAUGACGACGUGACUGACAAGGUGGCGCACGGGAUGAUUUCUGGUGAGAAUGAAUAUGUUCCCUUUUCUGAAGAAUGCCAUUGUGACGGGUCGGUUGAAACGUGGCUCAACAACGUCAUUGUCCACAUGCGUGAAACCCUUCGUGACACGCUUGGGAAGGCGCUAACCAACUUCUUGGACAUGGAUCGUGAGCUUUGGCUUGAGAAGUAUCCUGCUCAGACGGCAUUGGUCUCCCUGCAGAUUUGGUGGUCUUCAGAGGUGAACACUGCCUUUGAGAAGCUUGAGGAGGGAAACGAGAUGGCGAUGAAAGAUUAUGCAAAGCGCCAAAACGACUCGCUUCUACAUCUCAUUGGGAUGAUCCAGGGCGACCUGGACAAGAACCUCCGAACAAAGAUUUCUACCAUCUGUACGAUCGAGGUUCACUCGCGCGACAUCGUUGCAGGCCUCAUCAAGGACAAAGUUGACAGUAACCUCAGUUUUGCGUGGCAGUCGCAGCUCAAGUUGCGGUUCGACGAUACCGUUCAUCACGAUUGCUUUAUCAAUAUAUGUGAUGCUGAAUUCCGCUACUCUCACGAAUACCUGGGCUGCACGGCGCGCCUUGUCAUCACUCCUCUUACCGAUCGUUGCUAUAUCACUCUCACCCAAAGCCUCCACUUGAUCAUGGGUGGCGCACCAGCAGGCCCGGCAGGAACAGGUAAGACAGAGACGACGAAGGAUUUGGGGCGUGGCAUGGGCAUCAUGGUCUAUGUUUUCAAUUGUUCUUCCGAGAUGGACUUCUAUUCUAUGGGGAACAUCUUCAAAGGUCUUGCCCAGUCUGGCGCCUGGGGGUGCUUCGACGAGUUUAACCGGAUCUCUAUCGAGGUCCUCUCUGUUGUCGCCAUGCAGGUUAAGAGCGUCCUGGAUGCUAUUCGUGGCAAGAAGAGUCGGUUUGAUUUCGAGGGCAUAGAGAUCAAUCUUGUUCCCACGUGUGGAUUCUUCAUCACAAUGAACCCAGGCUAUGCAGGCCGUACAGAACUUCCCGACAACUUGAAGGCGCUUUUCCGACCGAUAUCCAUGUGUGUGCCUGACUUUGCGAUGAUCACAGAGAUUAUGCUGGUGUCCAACGGGUUUAUGGAUGCUCGCACACUUGCAAAGAAGUUUACCACACUUUACUCGCUCAACAAGGAGCUUCUCAGCAAGCAGGACCACUACGACUGGGGGCUGCGGGCUAUCAUUGCAGUUUGCCGUACCGCUGGUGGCUUGCGGCGAACAAUGAUCCCCCCAGUCCAGCGCAAGAGAAAGUUCCAGGAGGGAACACAAUGA